AUGGAAAGAGUCGAUGUCCACACUCAUUGUGUUCCACCCUCAUACCGGGAAUAUUGCUUGAAAAGCGAGUUUGCGGGCAAGGGCCAUCCGGAUGGAAUGCCUGCGAUCCCAGAAUGGAGCGCAUCAGCCCACAUCGAACUAAUGAAAAAGCUCAAGAUAAAAAAAUCAAUUCUCAGCAUGUCCUCACCAGGAACCAACCUAACACCAGAAAAUGAUGAAGAGGCACGAUCUGUGACACGCCGCGCCAACAUUGACAUGUCCAAAACCUGCGCUGAUCACUCGGGCAAAUUCCUUUUCUUUGCAUCUCUCCCCCUCCCAGACGUGGAGGGCUCCCUUGCAGAAAUAGAUUUUGCACUAGACCAUCUUGGCGCAGUUGGGUUUCAAAUCCUGACCAAUUCGCAUGGCAUCUACCCCGGAGACCCGCGAUUUGAUCGUGUUUUCGAUAAGCUGAGCGAACGCAAAACAAUCGCCUUUUUCCAUCCUACCACAUGUCUCAUUUCGCAUCCCGGAGACGGUUCCUUAAGUAAGGUCAACCCCAUUCCUGGGUUCUCGGCGCCGAUGAUGGAGUUCAUGUUUGACUCAAACCGGGCAUUGAUGAAUCUACUCACUUCCGGGACGGUGGAUCGGUGUCCAGGGAUUACUUUCCUGGCUUGUCAUUGUGGUGGCACUUUCCCUCCCAUUUUGCAACGGGUUGCAGAGUUCUCUCCUAUGAUCUCCGGUCUUGGGAAUGCUAUGAGUGCAGAGAAGAUGAAAAGCCUGCUGCAGACCCGGUUCUAUUUUGACCUCGCGGGAGUUCCAUUUCCUGACCAGAUACACGGUCUUCUUCGAGUGGUUGACUCUUCCAGAAUUUUGUAUGGGAGCGAUUAUCCCUAUACGCCAGUAGCACUGGCUGAGUCUUUGGCGAAAAGAAUGGAUGAGGGUUUAGAGAUGGAUUUCGGAUCAGAGACAAAACGAGAGAUCUUGCUGGGGAACGCGGAACACAUCCUACAGUCCAUGGAUAAUUAG
This is a messenger RNA of Penicillium antarcticum, 1005 nucleotides long. RefSeq names its product amidohydrolase family protein. NCBI's taxonomy places the organism in Eukaryota, Fungi, Ascomycota, Eurotiomycetes, Eurotiales, Aspergillaceae. Gene Ontology annotation, biological process: secondary metabolic process. The transcript is spliced from 2 exons. The record is from RefSeq and is a predicted model, not a curated record. Gene Ontology annotation, cellular component: cytoplasm; cytosol. The coding region runs from base 1 to 1005 and encodes 334 amino acids. Gene Ontology annotation, molecular function: carboxy-lyase activity; hydrolase activity.